AGCUUCUCAGCCAUCGCACAAUCAUUUAACUAUUCUGUUGUAUGAACCCUACAGCCACGGACUCGGUGAUGGAUCGACUCGACUAUGCGAGCAUCGACGCAAGGAUGAUGCUUGGCGAUCUUCGACCACACUGGAAAGUUUAUGUUUUGGGAUACGUCUCAUUGGCGACCUCAGGUCUGUCUGUCGCAUGGAAAUAGAAACGGCCUGAGCGUUGCAGCUGGUCUUUUGUGCCAUGCCAUUCGGGGAUUUACUAAGUACAGAGUUGUUUACGGG
Molecule: messenger RNA, 273 nt
Organism: Aspergillus novofumigatus IBT 16806
Lineage: Eukaryota; Fungi; Ascomycota; Eurotiomycetes; Eurotiales; Aspergillaceae
Exons: 1
Coding region: 42-197 (51 amino acids)
Source: RefSeq, a predicted model, not a curated record